Caenorhabditis sp. 36 PRJEB53466 is the source of this 2328-nucleotide messenger RNA. The record is from the annotation of a GenBank genome assembly. Lineage: Eukaryota; Metazoa; Nematoda; Chromadorea; Rhabditida; Rhabditidae.
AUGCUUCUGGAGCUUGAUUUGAACGAGUACCUCCGCGUGGAACUAGAACGAGUUCAAGAAGAAGAAGAAGGCCAAAAAAGUCGAAAACAGACGGAACUCCAGCUGAAAAUGAUCGAUAAACGGGCGGUGAAGGCGGCGGCGCUGGCCCGGAAAGUGCUGAGAUGGCCGAUCGGACAGACUCCGCCCACGCAAAUAGUCUAUUUGAGGGCAGAGGAAGAGCUUCUGAUCAGUGGGCCCACCUCCGAAAUGAGCAUUCCCCUAGCGUACGUUAUUUGAAAAAUUUUAUAGCGAGUUUUCAAACAGAAAUGUUGCACAGCGUUUCGUUUUUUCAGAAAAUCGAAGAUCGAUUCGCUGACGGCGACGGCAAUCGCCCGUUCGGGAACGUCGUCGAAGGCGAAGACAUUCAGUGCGUUCGCGGUGAAUCCGAUCGAGAUUUUCGACGUGCGUUCGAUCGCGAAAGCCGUGCAGAACGUAGUCGAAACGCCGGAGAAAGAGAAGAAGUGGAAGCAGUUGGCGGAGAAAUUAACGGAGCAUUCGCCUUUGGGAGAGGCGAGCGGCGCCCUUUCGGCCGUCGAACAAGUGCAAUUCGUGGAGGCCGUCCGGAAGUACGUGGAUGACGUGGAUUCGGACGAGGGGGCGGUCGGGGUACUGCUGAUGGCCGUCGCCAAAUCCAGAAUUCUCACCUUCAAAAACGAGGACGUGUUCUUGCGAAUGUGCGUGGCGAAGGAGAAGCAGGGAGUUGUGGAGGCCGUCCUUUUCGACUCUUCCCGCGUCGUUUCCGAAUACAUUUUGGCCGAACUCCUCAAAUUGGCCUCCACGAAAAAGAAUGCCGAAGAACGUUUCGAACAAGUUGUCAAGGUAAGGGGAUUUGACAGAGUUUAUAUGAAAAUAUGUUGAGAUUUGUUGUGUCCGUAGGGACGACUCUUAGAGGAAGCUCGGACUUCUAGCUAGAGAGUUUAUUAAGAACUGACGAGUAUCACCAAAGUGAACUCUUGAUUAUGAGAACACUCGGAAAAGGUCACGUAAAUACACAACAUCUCUCCCCCUUUAAAGUUCAAAGUUCUACUUUGGAGACUUCUUCGUCGCACCCAUCUUCGGCUCAGGAUCUUCCUGGAUUUCUUCCAUGAACGCUUGCAUCCAGGGACUAUUCAUGUUGAUCGAAUCGAUUCCUAGAAUCGAAGCCGUGGCGCCGACAUUCGCUUUUCCACGAUACACGUAGCUUCUCCAUUUGAAGUUGCACUCGAAACUUCUCAUAAUCUUCAUCGGCUUCUUGUCGACCGUGAGAAUCUUCUCUCUCGCCGCUUUCAGUCGUGGCUUCCCGAUCUUCUCCCAGUCGCUGACCACUCACCUGACAUGGGAUGUUUGAGAAACGCCAAGACAUUUUUCCGACCUGGUCGGAUUGAAAUUUCCGAACCAGCGGCAACCAUAAGACCCCUCCCUCAACUUGGGGCAGCCUAACAACCUCCUACACUCGCUUGUCCCGAACUGCCGGCGCCCAACAACUCAAAACACCUAUGGAAAUAAAAAAUUCAUUUUUUCUAAUGUUUUUCAAAAUAGAAAUUUGCAGGUACUCUCGCGAAAUUACUCGAAACGCUCGAUGAAGGAGGCGGUGGGACAAGUGCUGAGCGCGGCGGAGUCCGUGGAAAUAAUGCAGGUGCUGACCGAGGUGUACAGGCAAAGCGUCGUCGUGACCGACGAUGAUGAUGGCGUGGCGGAUCGGAGCGGAAAGGCGUUGGCGCUGAUCACGGUGCUCAUGGACGCGCACGGAUCGCGCAUUGUGUACGAGGACAAACUGCACACAAAGUUCGCCGCCGUCAGCAACUUUUUGAUCGAAAUGGUACGUUGACAAAUAAAUAGCGGGCUUUUCGAGAGUCUAUCUGGGUUUGAACAAUUUUGGGCCUCUUGCAAUAUUCCGAUCGGACCCAAACUUUACAGGCUUUGUAGUCUCGGAUUGAAGAUUGAAAGGACCAAGUUUCAGCCUGAUCGGAUUGUCCCAAGAUAUGUAGAUUUGAAGCCGAAAAUUUCGGUCUUUUCGGCCUCAGAUCAGAUGAUCAUAUAUCCGGACCAGAUAAUCCGAUCGGUCUGGAACUUGGACCCAAGAUGCUUCAAUCCAAGAACAGAAAGCCUGCAAAGUUUGGGUCCGGUCGGAUCACUUUAAGUGAGUCAAAAGUCCAGGCCUUCCAAUUUAUAUCCCUUCAUUUUUUGCAGCAAUCCCUAAUCGGAACGUACUCGCGUCUGGAGGCGGCAGUCGAAGAAUGCGCGGAUCAGAUCCCGGCCAACAACGUCGUCAUUGAAAUUUUCCCCACCGCCCAUCCGAUGGUUUGGUAG